Molecule: messenger RNA, 2979 nt
Organism: Lathyrus oleraceus (garden pea)
Lineage: Eukaryota; Viridiplantae; Streptophyta; Magnoliopsida; Fabales; Fabaceae
Exons: 10
Coding region: 309-2687 (792 amino acids)
Biological process (GO): regulation of mRNA splicing, via spliceosome
Cellular component (GO): nucleus
Molecular function (GO): mRNA binding
Source: RefSeq, a predicted model, not a curated record
GAAUUAUAAUUUCACAAAAUUAAUAAUGAUUUACUGAAUAAACUAUCUUUCUAAGUCAUUGGAAGAGUAAAGUGGAGGGAGAGAGGAAAACCAGAAAAAAAGUGGAGGGAGAGGGUUUUCGUUUAAGAGUUGAACUGAGCCACUCCUACUCCACUACGGUGCCUAUGCAAACGGUUACUCUCCAUCACAAUUCCGAUCUCUGCUUCAUUUCAUAGAACAAUAAAACCGGGCAAACCGCGUCAGACCACAUAUGGGUGACUCGUCUGGAACAAUCGCAAUAAUCUGAUUGGGUUUGGAACAACGCCGCUAUGACACGCGUCAACUCUGGCCUUGUCAACUUCUCUUAUCACGAGCGAGAGUUGCUUGAUAGGAGAAUGACUGCAAAGUUUGAUUCAAUGUUUGCUUCUGAACCUCACAAGAUAUCCGGAGCUACAUCUACAACACCUACCAGUGGUGGCCAAAAGCUCUCUAUGUUUGCUGCCAAAUCUGGAUUUGUCAUCCCCAAAAACAAGUUAUUAGGAUCGUUAGUUCCCAUUUUCCGAGGGGCUAAAAAAGACGGGGUAUCUGGAGUCAUCAAUGAAGAAAAUUCAAAACAAAUUGAGAGGAAAUCAAGAUGGGGGCCUGAUCCGACACAGGAUGCAUCUGUCAGGAGGGCGAAGGUUUUGGCGUUGCAGAUUCGAGUGGAUCAAAUUUCAAAGCAGUUGGAAUCAGAAAAUCUAGAGAUUGGAGCUGCACAGAACUCACCAUUGGUGGAUGAGAACCCAGAUAAAAGCAAGUCUGGCUCUCAAAUUAAUAGCAAGAAGUUAGAAAUGCUUGAACUCGAAAAACGGGAAACAAUAGGUGAAAUACUAAAAUUAGAUCCCAGUUACAAGCCUCCGCCUGGUUUUAAACCACUGUUAAAAGAACACAAUGUUCCUUUGCCUGUCCAAGAAUAUCCUGGGUACAAAUUUAUUGGUCUAAUAUAUGGGCCUGAAGGUGAUAAUCAAAAGCGACUAGAGAGGGAAACUGGCACCAAGAUAAAAAUUCGUGGAACCAAAGCAGACACAGGAGAGAAAAGUGAAAUUAAACCAGGUAUUAAUGUCCAGUGCAGUUACGAAGAGAUGCAUGUUAACAUAUCAGCUGAUAGUUUUGAUAAAGUGGAUGCAGCAAUUUCCAUCAUUGAACUACUAAUUUCCUCUGUAACUGGGAGUUCAGCUGCUGGUUCCACACCUUCUGUAUCUGUUUCUGGGGAUUGCACUAAUGAUCUGAAUCAAAACCAGGACGGACCCCCAUCUCAUGCAAUUUCUCUAUCUCUGGAAAACCCGACUGUGUUUCAACCAGCAGCUACCACACAAAUGCAAGGAGAUCGCUUUCAAUACUCUGGUUCAUGGUUUUCAGCUGCUCCAUCUCACACCCCUUUAUUUGCUUCUGGCAGUGUAGUCCCUCCAAAUCCACCACCACACCUUGCUAGAACUCCCCAUUUUCCAUCACAGACAAUGAGCCCUUCAAAUAUGAUUUCAGCUUUUGGUGCUCAACCUACACCUAUUACCGGAUUCCACCCAAUUAUUCCAAAUCAGCAGUUUUCUAUGCAAGCACCACCACCAACACAAAUCUUACAACAUUCACAAUGGACUCAAACAACUCCUUUUGGUCACGUUGGGCCACCAAGAAAUCCUUCUGUAAUACCUGCACAGAGUUUGUCGGCACCAACAAGUGCUUCCCUUUCAUUUCCAGUUCCCUUAAGGCAACCAACACCAACAGGACACCUCCAGACAUCAACCCCUCAUGGUGUAUCUUCUGGACUGAGUGGAGGACCAAUGGCUCCACCGGCAGUUCCCCCUGCAAGACCCGUUUCUCUAGGUCCACAAUCAGAUGUUGAAUAUAAGCCACCCCAGUCAAAUGUGUCAAUGAUGCCACGACCUGGCAGUAUUCAUCCACAUCAUGCAGGAAUGUCACCGAGACUACCAUCAUCUUUAGGACCAAUACCAGGAACUGUUCAUUCAACUGGAAACCAUUUAUCAAGACCCGUUUCAUUUCCGUCGCCAGGAAUAUCCCCCUCACUUCCAUUAGCUCAACAAUCAGGAAUACCUAAUUCUGCCUCUCAUUACACCCACAUAAACCCACUGACCUCCACACCUUCAAAUUCUGGAAAUUUUACUUUUCAAGGACAGCGACCCAAUGCAGACUACUAUCAAGUGGUUCCCAGACCUAACAGUCAAGCUACUACUCAGGGUGGUACACAAGAGCCACCUUCCGGUCCUCGGCCUCCACCAUUUGGGUUUGCUGUGGCUGAUCAGCCUUUUCAAAGCUUUCCAAGGGGACAAGUCUCCAACCGGGUGGAUCAAACUCAAGCUUAUGCCUCUGCUGCUCCUUUUGGUGGAAGACCGGGCUCUGUCUCAAUUCCACCCCAACACCCUGCAUUUCCCUAUACUGGUCAACCUUCACCAAGAUCUCAAGUCCCACAAAUGGGUAUGAGGAACUUCAUUCCUACCCCUCAAAUGCCAAACUUGCCCAGUCCUGGGGUCCAAAGAGGUAUGCACAAUCAACAAAGCUAUCCUGCUCAGGGAACAUGGUCUCUGAAUCAGAAGUUUGGCAACAACCCCUCCUUGGCAUCCAGUAAGCCAGCGUAUCACGCAGACCAAAUUUAUGAUCCCUUUUCACCCACAUCUGUUGCAUCUCCACACCAGAAAGGUAAUCUAGGAAAAUGAGGGAAUUGGACAUUGGCUACAGAUAUGAAAUCCUGUCAGUAAAAAUCUCAGUAUGGCUGCAGUUUUUGGCAGACGGAGGCGAUCCAAAUUUCAUAGUUUGUAUGAGUACAGUUGUAAUUUGCAAAAUCAUGUAGUUUCUAACAAGAAGGUUAUUUUAGCCCCGUUUGAUGAAUUGUUGUAUUAAUUUUUAAGUCGACCUUUUUUGAAUGCCCAUUAUUGAUGCUUGAUUAGAAAUUGAAUUUUAUGAAACUUUGCCAGAAUAGUUAUGUUGAAUUUAAGCUCUAUUUGAUCA